AUGGCAGUAAGCAAGAGAAGAAUCUCUCAGAAAUGCAGAAAAACAGAAGACACUGAUAUCCCAUCAGAUAAUGAAGAAGAAGGCAUAAGAUUUGAUCCAAAUAAAAAAGUACUCAGAGCCAGAAGGAGAAAUGAAAGGGGACCUACUGCGAAAGUGAGUUUAAUUGGGAGUGAACCACCAAGGUACUCAAUGGACCAGAAGCUAAAGGGUUUAAAUCACUCAUUCAUUCAGUCUGUGACCCUGGCAUACAACAAGGAUAACACGUAUAAUUUCUCAAGUAUUUCCAGUCAAUAUACGAAGUACAGGGAAGAAAUAGUUGAAAGAGAAGGAGUACAUGGGACAAGCCUACUAAAUACAACGCAGAGACAGAAUAUGGCAGAUAUUCUAAGGGCAGGCUUAGGGCAAACCACUCCAUCAAAGCCACCCAUGGACCAGGACCAAAUGAAAAAGGCAGAAUUCAUCCUAGGGCAGCACGGGUCAAUUGGAGCCGGAUUAUUCGGGGCAGCAGCCUUGAACAGACAAAAGGAAGAGGAAAGAGCAGCCUUAGACGUAUCUCAAACAGAAAAGAAGCAAGAGACUGCAAAAAGAUCAGAGAGUAUGCCUAGCUCACCAAAGAAGGUGGCCCAGAAGGAAGACACCCACAAGGCAGAGUCAGCAGAUGAAGUAAACUUGAGGGAACCAAAGGAGACGAGAGAAUCAAAGGGAGAGACAAAGGGAGAGACAGUCUCAGAACCAACUGAACUGGCACCAGGAAAGAGCGAGAAGCAGAAGACACCUAGCUCACCAAAGAAGGACGUACACCAGAAGGAAGCUCACAAGGAAGAAGUGAAGGAGUUAAAAAGUGCAAAGUCAAAGGAAGCUCAUACUAAAGAAGUCAACAAAGAUUCUCACCAUAAGGAAGCCCAUAAGGAUACAACAAAAGGCGUAAACUCAAAGGAAACAACAAAAGAUUCCCACAGUAAGGAAGUCAGUAAGGAAACAACAAAAGAUUCAAAAGAGACAAAAAACUCCCACAGUAAAGACCCCCACCAGAAAGAAGUCAAAACCAAAGACUCCCACAGUAAAGAAGUCAGUAAUGAAUCGGUGAAAUCUGGCGACAAGACCAAGUCAAACUCUUUAUUUGACAUGACCUGCAAGGUGUUUGUCAGAAAUACAUCACGCUUUGAGGAUUUAGGGUUUCACCGGGUUGCAGUCAAGGAGGUGCAAGGUAAAAGAACAAUUAUUGUGUAUGAUAAUAAGAAGAAGAAGGAGACUGAGAUGAUUUCUGUCUCUUUGGAUAAAACUUCAAUUCAGUCAGACAGAUCCCGUAAGGAACUUGCUUUUGUUGAACCAUCCAGCACCCUGCUGUACAAGAUAAAACUGGCUACCUUGGAAGAUGCAACUGCCUUAAGACGUGCCUGCAAUUCUGAAAAUACUUCAAGUACAAAAUAA
Messenger RNA from Nematocida ausubeli, 1431 nucleotides. RefSeq lists its product as uncharacterized. The record is from RefSeq and is a predicted model, not a curated record. NCBI's taxonomy places the organism in Eukaryota, Fungi, Microsporidia. The coding region runs from base 1 to 1431 and encodes 476 amino acids. The transcript has a single exon.